Molecule: messenger RNA, 4065 nt
Organism: Ramularia collo-cygni
Lineage: Eukaryota; Fungi; Ascomycota; Dothideomycetes; Mycosphaerellales; Mycosphaerellaceae
Exons: 2
Coding region: 1-4065 (1354 amino acids)
Source: RefSeq, a predicted model, not a curated record
AUGACGGAGAGCACAGCGGCGGUGGCAGUUGAGGCAGACAUGCCCGUUGCUGAAACACGGAUUUCCACCGUCUCAGCCAGGUCCUCACUGCUCGACGCCCCGAUCACGUCCAAGGAUGCCCCCCCUCCAGUGGACGACGACAGCGAAGAGCUGGAGGAGGRGAAUCGAGAAGCGGAAGAGAAGGCCGACGCGGACACCACCACCACCACAGCGAUAGCCUCAUCUCCUUCGGAACAUGUUUCAGCGUCCAGUCCUAUAGCUCCAUGCACAGCAGAAACAGGAACAGUAGCAGAUAUUGAAGACGAGGUCGCGAUCCUACGCCCUGCAGCCCCGGGCAGGUCGCCAUCUGACGUCGACGAUACACACUUCUCGCCUGUGGUUGAAACAACACCGCAGCCCGUAUUUGUGACAACCACCACCCUGCACGAUCCGUCUCUCGAUCACCUCUCCUCGCCGGAGACUCCGACUGCCACAUCUCCCGCUACCCUCAGGGAAGACGACCAGCACAAGUCCACGGAUAGCCUGGUGUCAGUCGCAUUGUCCCAAUCUAGCAUUCCAGAAAAGAAUCUUGUUACCGAGGAAGCGGACGACGCAAUGGCAACCCCGCGCGUCAAAGGGACCAGACGGCACCUGCGUAAGGUCAGCAGUCUUGACAUCCUGCAGAACAAAUGGCCCUCGAAUGCCGGACAUGGGCACGACACGCUGUUCGACACGUCGAGCGAGUCUCCGAUGAUGCCCAUGUCCGCCAUGGAGCUGAAUACAGAGCGUGAAAGUUGGACACGACAAAACUCUGAUCUUGGAGCUGUUUCCGAGUCGAGGAGCAAGCAGACGAGAAGAGAGACAAAUGCUUCCCUGGACACGAUCGACAUGCUCGAGCCAGGCCUAGAGACACCGGCACUCACCGCGAGAAGCAGCAUCGACACCACGGAUCGCACAUCUGGAAGCUCUUCGGAAGAGGAUAUGCAAUCGCAGGUGGACUGGUCAGUACUAGACAAGACCGAAGAGCAGGAGAAGGAGGACAAAAGCAUCCCAGAAGGCGCAGAAGAUGAGUCCACUGCUUUCCUCCUCGCCAGACUCGAACAAGAGAACGCCAAAUUCGCUCUGGACCCAAAGGCAACGUCCGGCAAAGGUCGCCCUUUCGCCCGUGCCCGAGCUGCGAGUCGUCCACCAAGCAUGGCACAACUCAAGAAGCUGGUUGCGGAGCGAGACGCACCUUCAAUACGGUAUAGCAUGGCAUCCGAUGCAGGUCUGCCAGCAGAGCUACCACCCAUGACUGAACUUGAAUUCUGGGCAGCGCUGGUCCAGGACUAUCCAUCUACCGCUGUUCGAUUGCCGACACUCACCACAACCAAGAUUCGCUCUGGCAUCCCGCCACCUCUUCGUGGUGUUGUAUGGAGCUCAAUGGCAGGUGCGAGGGACAGAGACCUGGAGGAAGCAUUCGAGAAACUGGUGAAUGAGAAGAGCCCAUAUGAGGGCAUCAUCAACAAGGACGUCGGUCGCAGCUUCCCUGGAGUGGAACUAUUCAGGGAUGCCGAAGGUGAAGGCCAGAAGAUGCUGGGCAGAGUGCUGAAAUGCUUCUCGUUGCAAGACAAGGACAUUGGGUAUUGUCAGGGACUCGGCUUCCUGGUUGGACCACUACUUAUGAACAUGGGCGAGCGCGAAGCAUUCUGUGUACUCGUUCGUCUCAUGGAUCACUACUCACUGCGGCCAUCAUUCCUACCCUCUCUGUCCGGUCUACACAUGCGCAUCUACCAAUUCUCCGCAUUGCUUAGGCAACACCACGCAAAGCUGCACAAUCACCUCACAGAUCUCGGCAUUGAACCCGCAUAUCUCUCGCAAUGGUUCUUGUCCUGCUUUGCUGUCACCUGCCCGCUGCCAAUGCUCUUUCGAAUCUACGAUGUAAUAUUUGCCGAGGGAGCUAACGAGACCGUGAUGCGUGUAGCCCUUGCACUCAUGCGCAGACACGAGGAGAGAAUGCUUGGUACUAACGAGUUUGAGGAGGUCAUGCAGCUCCUACUUGGACGCGAGCUUUGGGAUUGCUAUGGUGGCGAUGCCGAUGAACUUGUGGACGACUUCACUUCCCUUGGCGAGAUUGUGACAUUUGCGCGCCUUGCCGAAUUGGAGAGGGAGUUUGACAACAAGUCUUCAGAAGCCGUUGGUCAGAGUGCAGGAUUUCUCCCAGACGUGCAAGCAGCUGCUGGCCGAUUUCUGGGUCGCCUCUGGGCCCCUGGAAAUGCCAGUACACCGAGCAAGCCUGCUACCAACCAUGCACCAAGCCCGAGUGUCACAACACUAUCUCCACAGUCGGCGGAGAAGGAUAAUGCUCCAGCUGGAGCCAUGGGCAUAUUCGGGAGACCGACGAAUUUCCUCAGGAGGAGCCCAAGCAAACAGAGCAUAGCGCUGGCCACCGACAGCACCAGCAGCGAAGAGAGCAUGUCUACCGCUGGAUCUGGCGCUGCCAGUCUAGCCUCCACCGCUCCAACUGAAGUGGACACGCAAACAUUAGAUGGCAAUGCAGCAUUACGGGAAAGCAUGGCUGACUCAAUGAGCAUGCGAUCUAAGGCCGAAUCAAUCAUGCCGAGCCAUGCUCGGGAGCAGCAAGAGCUUCACGCACAGAUCGAAGAUCUACUAGUUGCCAUUGGUGAGAUGCAGAGGGAGCAUUCACAACUUGCUGCGAUGCUGCAGCGCGAGCGAGAAGAUCGGAGCGAGGAUCAUCGCACCAUGAGGCACCUUGUCAUCAAGCUUCGCAAAUCAGACAAGGAGGAUCGACGGCGAACGCUGCCGGUACCUCCGCGCAAGCGGCAACAGCCAGGAGCUUCACCGAAAGACCGGCCCCUGAGUCUCGGAAGUCGGCAAGAAGUUGCAGGUGAGCAGAAAAUGCAGAAACCAAAGGACGACAUUGAAGAACUCGUGGAGAAGAUGCAGGAGCGUUUGCAGAUGAAUGUGCAAUUUUCUUCCAACCUUGAGACCAAGGCCCACCUGCGAACGACUCUAGCGCGGACACGAGAACAGCUUACUAGCGCUGAAGCCCAUGCCAGAGAAUUGACCGCUAGUUUGGAGUCUGCGGAAGCCUCUGUCAGCACAUUUCAGUCGGAGAGCGAAGAUCUGCGAUCCGAAGUGAAGGAGCUGAGGCUUCGAGUCGCUGAUGAGUACAAGGCGAGGCAAAAGCUGGAGCACCAAGUGCAAGAGCUCAAGGCUCAAGCACGGUCAGUGGACCGCAAGGAGCGUCUUGCUCGUGCUGAGAGCAUGAGUGAGGUACCGACGCUCAGCAGAAAGACAAGUAUGCCAGCUGGAUCUGCUGGUGGUCUUCGCGAACUCAAGCUCGGGCGCCGAGAAUCAAGCUCUUCUAUGCAGAGCCUGCGCGUUUCUCGCUCGCCUCCAAUGCUACAGACCGACAUGUCGAUGGGAUACUCGCGAUUCGCAGACAACUCAUCCCCGGAAGGAACUCCUCCAAGCACAUCGCCGUACAGAUCAUAUCCGGACAUCACCGCGACGCCAGCGUCGGCCAUCGAGCCUCCUCCCUCUGCAAGCAGCUUUUCCAAGGAACGACGAGGUUUUUCAAAGCGGACGUCAAGUCUAGCUACACAGGAAGUCUUUGCAACACCCCAACACGAGUCUGUGCCUGAAGAGGCACUCUUGCUUGAACUGGUCAAUGCAAAGACUUCAGAGGCUCAAGCCCGACAAGAAGUCGACGAGCUUCGCAAGGCGCUCUCGGUAGGCAGGAGAAAGCAAGACGAGGCCCUGCAACAAUUACGGGCCGAGAUGGACCUCGCAAAGGCCGAGUCUGCCAAGGCUUGGGAGGUUGCUCAGAUUGCGAGAGCAGAGGCUGAUGCUGCACGCACGGGUUCCAUCUUCAGCCUCCCACCGACUCCAUAUUCUGAGGAUGUUCAUGGCACGAGCGGGCGUAGCACGGCCGUAUCUACGCCGAGCGAAGAGAAAUUGAGUGGUGCCUCCGUGUUGAAGAAGGCCGAGGMGGCGCCCUCAACUGUUGGAGGGUGGUUCUGGGGAAGGCGGACGGCGAGUCAGAGCGUCAAUCCGCCGCCUGCGGUCAAGGAGGCUGAGUAA